AUGGAUUCAUUAUUUACAGGAUACGAUACGACCGAUGGAUUCUCAGUAGAAUCAGAGGAUACUCAGGUUAACAAUGAUCUUUAUGGCACAGGAUAUCAUUCGAAUGAGACCGUUAGCAAGAGGAGAGGACCAUUGAAGAUACGUAAAUUGACUACUAAUGCUAGAAAGAAAGAUAUAUUGCAACAUAUCAGCGUCUCGACACUCCCCAAGGCAUUCCAAAAUGUGUUUCCUUUUAGCGAAUUUAAUAGGAUGCAAUCUGCUGCUUUUCCUUUUCUAUUUGAACAUGACGAGAAUUGCGUUAUCUCAUCCCCCACAGGCUCAGGAAAGACCGUUCUUUUUGAAUUGGCAGUUUUAAAUCUGAUUAAAAAAUGUAAUUUCGAUAUUGGAAAUAGUAAAGUCAUUUAUAUGGCCCCAACGAAAUCAUUAUGCUCAGAGAUGUUCAAAAAUUGGAAAUGUAAAUUUUCUAACUUAUCUGUUGGUAUACUAACUAGUGAUACUUCGUUAAUGGAAACUGAGAAAGUUAAGAAGUCAAAUAUUAUUAUAACUACACCUGAAAAGUGGGAUCUUUUAACUAGGAAAUGGACAGAUUAUAGUAGACUUUUUGAAUUGGUGAGGUUGAUUUUAGUGGAUGAAGUUCAUACCUUACGUGAAAAUCGAGGAGCCACUCUUGAGGUAGUCAUAACAAGAAUGAAUACUAUGUGUAAAGAUAUUAGAAUAAUUGCCGUUAGUGCCACAAUUCCUAAUAUUUCCGAUGUGGCGACUUGGUUAAAAUCUCACAGAAAUGAACAUUACGAAAUGGCGAAAGUUUUAGAAUAUGAUGAUUCAUAUAGACAAGUUUCCUUGAAAAGACAUGUCUGUACGUACAACUUUACUGGAAGUAAUGAUUUCCAAAGAGACGCCAUGUAUAAUUCCAAAUUAGAAGAGCUUAUUCAAUUAUAUUGCCAAAAUAAACCGGUGCUCAUAUUUUGCCCCACAAGAGCGUCUACUAUUUCUACGGCCAAAUAUCUGGUGAGAAACCGCCGAAGGGUACCAUUAUCUGGACAAAAGCAAUUAGCUGAUCGAGUACUUUUUGAGUGUUUUCAGCAUGGUAUUGCUUUCCAUAAUGCUGGUUUAUCAAUGGAGGAUAGAACUGCCGUUGAGACUGCAUUUAUUGAAGGAACUAUCAAUAUCCUAUGUUCCACCUCAACCUUGGCGGUAGGUAUUAAUCUUCCCGCAUAUUUGGUUAUUAUUAAAGGGACACGAAUUUGGAAUUCUACUGAUGUAGAUGAAUAUACGUCAUUAGACAUACUUCAAAUGAUUGGUAGAGCUGGUAGACCACAAUUUGAGAAAGAAGGAUGUGCAGUUAUUAUGACAGAACCCAAAAUGAAAAAUAUGUAUGAAAGGUUGAUUUAUGGAACUGAUAAUUUAGAAAGUACCCUUCAUCUGAAUUUAUGUGAGCAUCUUACGGCAGAAAUAUCACUAAACACUGUAACUGAUGUAGAUUCGGCAAUUACGUGGCUAAAAAACACUUUCUUUUAUGUUAGACUUCUUAAAUCUCCGGCCAAUUACCAUGAAAUAUCUAAACGUUUAAAAGGUUGUGGAUCAAUGGAAGAUCGCCUAUAUGAAUUUUGCCAGAUGUUGUUUGAAGAACUCUCGAGAAACCAACUCAUAUCUGAGAAUGAUAAGUCUUUCAGCUGCACUCCGUAUGGGAAUGCUAUGGCAAGGCAUUAUAUUUUGUUCGAAACCAUUAAGCGAUAUAUUAAUGCCAAGAAUUAUUUAUCGUUACAAGAAAUCCUAACCUUGUUAUCGAAUUCAAACGAAUUUUCAGAAAUCAAGAUGAGACAUAACGAGAAGCGGUUAUUUAAAGAAAUUAAUAUGUGUCCACUUCUAAGAUUUCCUUUCGUAACCGAGAAGAAGCAAAGUCAAAUUUUGGACAAGACCUCUCAGAAGGUGUCUUUGAUAAUACAAUAUGAAUUGGGUGGAUUAGAGUUUCCAUCCUACGAAGGAGCUCAUAAACUUCAUCAGAUGCUUGUUCAGGAUAAGAUGAGAGUUUUUCGACACUGUUUUAGACUACUUAAGAGUAUGAUUGACGUAUUUAUUGAGAAAAGGGAUGGAAUGUCUUUGAAAAAUACCUUAUUCCUUUUGAGGUCAAUUAAUGGCAAUUGUUGGGAGAACACCCCCAUGGUACUCCGACAGUUAAAAAAUAUAGGUUUGGUUUCUGUGAGGAAGCUAGUGCGCCAUAAUGUUAAUUCCCUUGCCGAUAUGGCUGAACUUUCUGAAAAUCAGAUUGAAUACUACUUAGGAUUGAAAAUUGGGAGCGGUCUGAAGAUUAAAAGUGACCUAUCCUUGAUACCAACUUUAAAGUUUAGGAGUAAACUGGAAAAAUAUGAAGUACAUGGGAGGGCAAUUGAUGUUUAUUUCAAAGUGGAAGUGAGUGCAAGCUCUAGAACGUCGGUAUGGCAUGGUCAUAACUUAUCAGUGGAUAUCGAGGCUUCAAAAGUUUCAGGCGAGUUGAUAGACUUUAGAAGGAUAAAUUUGAGUAACUUGAAAACGCCAAGAAGUUUUAGGUUAAAUGCAAAGAUUGAAUCCAGAUUAGAUGAUAUCGAAUUUUCAAUAGGUUGCCAGGAAAUUGCAGGAGUAGGAAGAACGGCCACCUUUUCAACAAAUGACCUACCAAAAGAAGCACUGGAGAAACUGACCGAAGACUCGAAUAAAAACCAAAAACGAUUAUUCAUGUUAGAUUCGAUUGAAGAUAUUGAUUUGGAAAACAAAGGGAUGUCUUCUUCAUCAGAUGAUAGCUUAUUCCAAUAUCUUGCAAAUAGGGACCCACCUCCCAAUAGAGUAGAGCAGGAUAAAAACUCACACCUGUAUUCCCGAACAAUUCGAACGAAUGGGAAUUUUGAAUGCUAUCAUACAUGCAAAGAUAAAAAUAAAUGCCGUCAUUUAUGCUGCAAAGAGGGAAUACCAAAAGAAUGCCUGAAACACAAAGAAAGGAGAGUUGAAUCAGGACCUAUUAAUACUAAUUUUACCCCAAAUGAUAGGAUGCUCGACACCAAUUUUGCUCCAGCUUUGAACUUGAAUGAAGUUGAUGAUUUGUCGUCAUUAGAAGAAUUUUCAAUUUCAAGGACAAGCUCACAACUUCCUGAUGAAAUUCAAGAGCUUUCCUCGCAGCCAGAGAAUACAUAUACUUAUUUGCAAGAUAAUAGUUCUAAGAGAGUAGAUAGCAAAGAACCAAUACUCCGAACCUCACCUGAGUAUGAACGACAGUUUUCUGAAGCAGUUAUUGUACCAAUUGAUAUCAACGAAUCGAGCUCUACUGAACCGACAUCCUCGGGUAGUGCAGAUGGUGCGGAACUGGAUUUUCUAGGUUCUGACGUUUCUCUUGGCUAA
Naumovozyma castellii is the source of this 3369-nucleotide messenger RNA. It is a transcript of the gene HFM1, whose product is annotated as DNA helicase. The record is from RefSeq and is a predicted model, not a curated record. The transcript has a single exon. The coding region runs from base 1 to 3369 and encodes 1122 amino acids. NCBI's taxonomy places the organism in Eukaryota, Fungi, Ascomycota, Saccharomycetes, Saccharomycetales, Saccharomycetaceae.